Parasteatoda tepidariorum (common house spider) is the source of this 1871-nucleotide messenger RNA. RefSeq names its product innexin shaking-B-like. The record is from RefSeq and is a predicted model, not a curated record. Gene Ontology annotation, molecular function: gap junction channel activity. Gene Ontology annotation, cellular component: plasma membrane; gap junction. Lineage: Eukaryota; Metazoa; Arthropoda; Arachnida; Araneae; Theridiidae.
GGCGGGCUCGCGAGCGGCUCGGGUCCGACUCGAGCGACACGACGACGAGUUACGGCAUGCUGGACGUGCUGCGGAGCCUGAAGAGCCUGCUGAAAAUCAGCAGGGUCCACAUUGACAACAACGUGUUUCGGCUCCAUUAUACAGUCACGGUCGUCGUCCUUAUUGCCUUUUGUAUCAUUGUAACCACUAAGCAAUUCGUCGGUGAGCCAAUAGACUGCAUACAUAGCAGCGAGGUGCCUGAAUCGGUCAUCAACACUUUCUGUUGGAUCCAUACUACCUUCACAGUUCCCUCUGCUUAUGGUAAGGAGGUGGGCAAGGACGUGCCGCAUCCAGGCAUAGAUUCAACUCAAGACGCUUCGCAAUUCCGCUAUCACAAAUACUACCAAUGGGUAUGCUUCACACUGUUCUUCCAGGCAGCGCUAUUCUAUAUACCGCGAUGGCUUUGGCGCAUGUGGGAAGGCGGCAAGAUUCAAGCGCUGAUGAUGGACUUGGACAUUGCUUUGUGCAGCGAAACAGAAAAAAAGCAAAAGAAAAAGCUUCUUGUAGAUUAUCUCAUGAGCACGCUGAAACAACACGACUGGUAUGCAGCGCGAUACUUUUUGUGCGAAACAAUGGCUUUUGCAAAUGUCGUUGGCCAAAUGUUUCUCAUGAACCGCUUUUUCGAUGGAGAAUUCUUAAGCUACGGUAUAGAAGUGAUUCGCUAUUCAGAGAGGGAUCAAGAGACUCGAACAGAUCCCAUGAUCCGAAUUUUCCCUCGAGUCACCAAGUGCCGAUUCUACAAAUAUGGCUCGUCUGGAAAUGUGGAGUUGCACGACGCGCUCUGUGUCCUGCCUCUGAAUGUAAUCAACGAAAAAAUUUACAUCUUCCUCUGGUUCUGGUUCAUCAUUCUUUCUGUGUUGACUGGAGUUGUGCUCGUCUUCCGGGUGGUCAUCGCCGCCUGUCCUCCAGUCAGAGUUUACCUCCUGAACAUGCGUUUCAGGAUCGUGCACUUAGAUCAUUUACACACUGUGGUGAGACGGGGAUCUAUAGGAGACUGGUUCUUAGUGUAUAUGCUCGGACAGAACAUAGAUGCUGUGAUCUUCAGGGAGGUGUUGGCCGAAAUGGCGAAGAGGAUGACCACAGAACCGAAGGAGGCGGCAUGACACGAAAUGUGUCGGUGUCUCCAACGCUGUGCCUCUGUUCCAUAACCUGCCUUUUGAGUGUUCAUCUUGAACAAAAGAAAGUGAUAAUAAUGCAUGGUUUCUUUAAGAGAUCUCACUUAAUGGAUACUAGCAAGGUAUGGUAUCAGACGUUAUUUGUGCUUGCUCAAGCAGUUCAAAAGCUUCAGUGUCCUGAACCUUUCACACACCAUGCAAAAGGUGAUUUAUUUUCAAUUUUAUUUCUCAAAAAUGCAUUUAAUCCCCUUGAUAAAGUUCACAUUUUUUCAAGUAUGUUCCUACUGCCAAGACGCAAAUAUUUUCUUUGUUAUUUAGUCAAGAUAUAUGUAUUUUAUUUUGCAUGUUUCUAUUAGAGUUGGGUAGUGAGUUAUCGAAGUGAUUCGUUGCUUUGAAUCAUACUCUUGGUAUGGAUUCGAGUCUGUAAGUUCGCAUCAGUGUCAUUUAUAGCGUGAUGUAAACAUGUGAAAACUAUGCAACUACCAAAAAUAAGAGCAUUAUGAUGAACAUGAAAAAAUUGCAACAAUAGUCAGAGUGUGUUUUGAUUUUGAUAGAGUUUUGAGUUCCUAAAUUGAGUUUUCUAAUAAAAAGCAGUUUUGUCAGAAUCCCUUGAGUGUAAAAAAUUGAUUUAUGAUAGAUAAUUUGUAAAAUAAAUACACAAGUUUUCUGUCAGUUCACAAUAAUAUAGAUUAAUUUAUUACACUUUGAUUCAUAAUA